Fusarium sp. VM40 is the source of this 2574-nucleotide messenger RNA. The record is from the annotation of a GenBank genome assembly. NCBI's taxonomy places the organism in Eukaryota, Fungi, Ascomycota, Sordariomycetes, Hypocreales, Nectriaceae.
AUGGCGUCGCUAUGGAAGCUCAGCACUCUGGCGCUGUGCGUUACAACGGUUCUAUCGCAAGAUGUGCCUGAGCUCGAGACUGUCACUACUCUCACUGGCAGCGACACAACGCUGCAGUCUACUAUCAACCUGGAGUUGUCUACGUCAACCGAUGCAUUGGUUGACUCUACAACUACCGGACCACCUGAGGUAGUUGUUGAGCCUCAUACUACUUCCAGAGGUCUUGUCUUUUAUCCGGACACCACCACCGACAGGGGCGCUGUUGUAAUUGACACUACAACUGGGGCACCUGUGGCUGUAGGUGAUACCACCACAGGUCCAGUCAUCCCAGUUCCAGACACAAUGACUGAUAGUAUUGUUCCUGGGCCUGAGACCACUGAUACUGGCUCACCUCAAAUUCCCAAUGAUACUACUACAGUACCUGUCCCUGACUCUCAAGGUCCCACCACUGAGGAAGCAACUGUUGGGCCUGAUACCACCACGGGACCUAUCGUUGCUGGACCAGAUACCACUACGGAUACAGGCCUUCCUCAAGUACCAAUUGAUACCACAGUGGCUAGCUCUGGGCACACCACCACUCAAGCGGUAGAUGUUGGACCCGAGACUACCACAGCGUCAGUACCAGUACCUGACACCCCAAACACCACAACCGAAGGGGAGUUGACUGACGUGGUACCUACCACUGGUCCUGCCACUGAGAUUACUCAGAAUUUGGACACUCAGCCACCAGUAGACGCAACCUCUCAGACUGGUGCAGUUGACGUCUCAACCGAUGCGGCGCCUGCUCCUGAAACCACCACUCAGGCCAACGAGCAGACUAAUGGGUCUAUCACUACCACAGAUAUCGUGGAGCCUCCCAAGGACACUGAGAGUUUGCCACCUCCAGUUGAAACUACGGAGUCUCAACCCGCAGCUGCUGAGCCCACCACUGAGGUUGAUCCCCCUAAGCCCACGGAAACUGAAAACAAGCCUGGAGAUGAGAACCCAGGCCAGACUGAAGAGCCUCCUAAGCAAACCGACUCAGCACCACCAGCAACCACGGUUCCUGGAGCUGCGCUUGUCACUGGAGCUGAUGGUAGCACAGCAACUUAUGCUGCUAAGCAGAACCCUGACUACACUUCUUUCACAGGCACCACAACCACCACAGAUGAUGAUGGUAACGUCAUUGUUAUCUUCCCCUUUGGCUGGUUCUGGAACUUGAUUGGAGGCGGUGGCGGCGGCGGCGGUGGUGGUGGUGGUGGCACUACACCUCCUCCUCCUACUGGUAACCCCGACCCUGACAACAAGGAAGAGGAUGACAAGGAGUCAACUAAGAAGGAAGAGGAGGAAUCUACCAAAGAGACUACCGCCAAGCCUACCACUGAAGCAACCACCACAACUGAAGGCUGCAGUGUUCAGACUCAGCCUGAUUGCACAAGGACCAUCUCCUACAUGACUUCUGACGGAACACAAAUUGCUACCGUGUUUGGAGACUGCCCAACCAUCGUUAGCUGUGCCACUGAGACCCAAGCCACCGCAACAGUCACCAUCUCACCUGACUCGGAUUUUGUCUGGGUUGGAGAUCUUCCUGAAGAUGAAGGUGAAAUCCCAGAGGACUAUACCACUGCACCCGUCGACGACGAGAUCCAAGCCGAGCUGGAGGCUGAAUGGGAAAAGGUUCUUGGAGAUGAGGCUGCCACUGGAACUGAGACUACGGCGGAGAGCACUACCGCUCCUGUCGAUACAACAUCGACUGACGUCCAGACAACGGAGGUCAAGACAACGGAGGAGAGAACUACUGAACACACUACUAGCGAGGAUCAGACAACUGAGACUACUACAAGGGGAUCUGAUACUACCCUGCCUACAUCAACACCAAGCACACUCUUGACAACCACAAGGGCUUCAUCUGAUACAGCCACAACUGAUAUCAGUACAUCUGAUGUCGCUACCACUACGAAAGAAGUCCGCACUUACUACCCAUGCAACUACUUCGGCGGACCUCGUGUCGCAGAUCCCUACUGCCAAUGUGUUACAACAGUUGAUGGCAAACAGUAUGUCGCUACAGCACCUCUCAUUGACAAGGAGUGCGCGGCCUAUACAGCGUAUCCCUCCAAGGUUGUUCCUGUGACUGAGGCCCCAAAGCCCCAAGAACCUAUCCAAACACCUUUCACUACUACCAACGACGGCACAGUCUUGGUGUACUCGGCCUACACAACCUCUACUAUGAAGGGGUUUGGCACCACUGCUACAGCCACGAUCGGAUAUGGCGAUCCCUCGACAGUUUCAACACCUCUACCUACCCAGACGGCUGUCGACAACGACGGUAGUGGGCAGUGUGGUACAUCCGAUAAACUGUCAAAGGAUGGUUUAGGUGACGCUUGUGAUCGGGCCAUCAACGACUUCGAUGCUGAUACUAUCUACACCGGCUACACAACCCGCUACAGCCGAUCCAAGAAGGGUAUUCUAAUGGCAGCGUCUUUUGGGCAAGCUGCGUGUAUUGCCAAGUUCGAGUGUGAUGAUUAUGGAAUUGGUAUGAAGGGCAGUGAUAUCAUUGCAGCUCGAGAGAACGCUAAGGAGAACGAUGUGUUGUGA